ACACAGCUUUGAUUCACUUUGUCAGUAUCGUGUUCUUUGCACCGCACAGACUCAAAUAACAUGAGCUUGGACGGCUUCCAGAAGGCCCUAGGGGACCUUCAGGCCCACUGCUCCAAGCUGCUCGGCAACCUCACCCGUCUCCAGCCUAACCGCAGCUCAUUUCCAGCCCUUCGCACCAGCCCGCCCUGGGCCCGGAUAGCCCCACCGGGCCGGAGCAGGCCCAUGUCGGUCGAGGCAAUCGAGGAGCGCUUGGAGGGCAUACCCGUUUACGCCCUCAGCAACGCUUCGGAAGAGUUUCUCUUGGUCUCGGGCUCUUCAGCCGGAAAAAACCUUGGUCUCUUCUGCUUCAAUAAGGACGACGCCGAAGCGCUCCUCAGCCAGGUCACGCUUAUCGAACCUCACGCUCGCGCGGGCUCCAAAGUCGUCCCCAUUGCGCUUAACAAGGUAUUUCAGCUCAAGGUGAACGGCGUUGCCUUUAGAUUGAUACCGGAGUUUUCUCAAAUACAGAAUGCUCUCAAAGAAAGGGAAAAAUCUGGCUCUGCUUCCAAUGGCUUUUCUGGUGUUCCAGUUUUCCAGUCCAGAAGUCUGAUAUUGAAGAACGAGAAUAAGAGAUAUCGUCCACUUUUCUUCAGAAAGGAGGAUUUGGAAAAUACACUGAAAUCGGCAGCCCGUGAUCAGAACAGAUUAAAUCCCACUAUGAGACGAGGGGAUAUCCAGGUUGCCACUCUAGAGGAUAUAAUAAAAGAAAUGAGGGAAAAUUCUACAUCGAACUGGGAUGAUGUUAUUUUUAUACCUCCUGGAUUUGAUGUUUCUGACGACUCCAAUGAGCAUUAGGGCAUCAUGAUGAUCAUUCAUGUCAUGUUUUAUACUUCUAGGUAUGACAAACAGUUUAGAUUUUGUGCAUACUACAAACUUCUGAGUGCAAACUCUUGUAGUCUUCAAUAUUAAAUGUUAUUGGACUUUGCGUUUUCUACUUUAGUUUUUGGUUGUCAAGUAGGUUUUAAAGAACUUUGUAAUCUUUAUCACUGCUAUAAGAACUUGUUUGUCACCAAA
Messenger RNA from Vigna unguiculata (cowpea), 1053 nucleotides. It is a transcript of the gene TIC22-III, whose product is annotated as Tic22-like family protein. Gene Ontology annotation, cellular component: chloroplast. Gene Ontology annotation, biological process: protein transport. The record is from RefSeq and is a predicted model, not a curated record. NCBI's taxonomy places the organism in Eukaryota, Viridiplantae, Streptophyta, Magnoliopsida, Fabales, Fabaceae.